Molecule: messenger RNA, 4251 nt
Organism: Coregonus sp. 'balchen'
Lineage: Eukaryota; Metazoa; Chordata; Actinopteri; Salmoniformes; Salmonidae
Source: the annotation of a GenBank genome assembly
AUGGCGCAGCAGCAGAUGCCAAGCUCUCAUAAGGCACUGAUGCUUGAACUGAAGUCUCUCCAAGAGGAACCAGUGGAGGGUUUCCGCAUCACCCCAGUAGAAGAGUCAGACUUGUACAACUGGGAGGUGGCCAUAUUUGGACCCCCCAACACACUUUACGAGGGGGGAUACUUCAAGGUGAGGGAGAGUUUAGUCUGUCUUGUCUGUGGGCAGUACACCUGAUCCCGGGCCUGUAGCUAACUCUAGUCUAUGGUAUAGACAUAAAACAACACAUAACACACUUUUGUUGUAAUAUUUAUAUGUAGACAAUCAGUGUUUGACUGGCCAACGUGAGUGCUAGCCCUUAAUCAUGACUAACUAUUACAUUACACGUAAGAGUCAUUGAAGGAAGGCGCCUUCUGUAGUGGGAAGUUUUGUUAAGAGCCCCGACGCUCGCUUGUGGUACGGUUUUGGAAACAUAAGGACCUUGUAUUUCAAAUCGGCGAGAAAUAAACUGAACAAAAAUGUAAACGCAACAAUUUAAAAUAUUUUACUGAAUUAGUCAAUUGAAAUAAAUUCAUUAGGUCCCAAUCUAUGGAUUUCUCAUGAAUGGGAAUACAGAUAUGCAUCUAUUGGUCACAGAUACUGUACCUUAAAAAAAAGGUAGGGGUGUGGAUCAGACAACCAGUCAGUAUCUGGUGUGACCACCAUUUGCCUAAUGCAGCGCAACACAUCUGUUGUCCCAGUUCUUCAAUGGCUGUAUGAAGUUGCUGGAUAUUGGUGGGAAAUGGAACAUGCAUGCUCAAUGGGUGAUGACAUGUCUGGUGAUUAUGCAGGCCAUGGAAGAACUGGGACAUUUUCAGCUUCCGGGAAUUGUGUACAGAUCCUUGCGACAUGGGGCCAUGCAUUGUCAUGCUGAAACAUGAGGUGAUGACGGCGGAUGAAUGGCACGACAAUGGGCCUCAGGAUCUCGUCACGGUAUGUCUGUGCAUUAAAAUGUGCCUUUCUGUUUUCCAUGAGUUUGCCUACAACUCCAGCACCUGCGGAAAGUACCUGGAUGUACGUAUGUUCUUCAGCUUUUGUGCAUUAAAAUUGCCAUCGAUAAAAUGCAAUUGUGUUCAUUGUCGGUAGCAUAUGCCUGCCCAUACCAUAACCCCACCGCCACCAUGACAUCAGCAAACUGCUCACCCACGACGCCAUACACGUUGUCUGAGACGGAAGUCUGAUCGAAACUGGGAUUAAUCUGUGAAGAGCACACUUCUCCAGCGUGCCAGUGGCCAUCGAAGGUGAGCAUUUGCCCACUGAAGUCAGUUAUGACAGCGAACUGCAGUCAGGUCAAGACCCUGGUGAGGAUGAUGAGCACGCAGAUGAGCUUCCCUAACACGGUUUCUGACAGUUUGUGAAUAAAUUAUUAGGUUGUGCAAACCCACAGUUUCAUCAGCUGUCUGGUGACUGGUCUCAGACGAUCCCGCAGGUGACAAAGCCAGAUAUGGAGGACCUGGGCUGGCGUGGUCAUAACAUGAUCUGCGGUUGUGAGGCCGGUUGGACGUACUGCCAAAUUCUCUAAAAUACCGUUGGAGGUGGCUCAUGGUAGAGAAAUUAACAUUCAAAAUUCAAAAGGCACUCGCACAUCUGAGCUAUCUUUUUUGCAGGUGCAUGGUAACAGUUGAAUAAGAUGUGAAAAAAUAAGAAACCUGCACACUACUCUUGCUAGUAUCACUGCUCUUUAAUACGCUUUAAGUAUCGGCCUCAAGGCCUUUAAAAGCUCUGACGAAGGCUUUGAGGCCGAUACGUAAAGCUUAUUAAAGAGCAGUGAUACUAGCAAGAGCAGUGUGCAGGUUUCUAAUUUCUAAAAUAAAAUUCUCUGGCAACAGCACUGGUGGACAUUCCUGCAGUCAGCAUGCCAAUUUCACGCUUCCUCAAAACUUGUGGCAUUGUGUUGUGUGACGACAACUGCACAUUCUAGAGUCCCCAGCACAAGGUGCACCUGUGUAAUGAUCAUGCUGUUUAAUCAGCUUCUUGAUAUGCCACACCUGUCAGGUGGAUGGAUUGUCUUGGCAAAGGAGAAAUGCUCACUAACAGGGAUGUAAACAAAUUUGUGCAGAAAAUGUGAGAGAAAUAGUAUAAUUUUCAAAAAACAAAAGGUUAAAUUGAUACACCUUUUAUAGGGUUAGGAUUCUCACACAGCCAUAUGUCCAUGUUACAGUGCUUGUUUACCGAAGACCGAGUGGACUACCUGUGCUAAUUAGCUAUCUGUGUUGCUGAACACCUGUGUGUAAACCACAAUCUAUGGUGUAAACGGAAGACAGAUGCCACAAAUGUGUUGUCACUGAAAAAUACUGUCGGCUGCAACUGUGUUAAAACAAUCUACAGUAAGUGUGUGAUUUGCAUUUGUGAAAUAAUUUUUAUGUGAUAUGAAAGUAGAGGGAUUUAUGUUUCUAGAACCGUACCGCAAAUGACAAUCGAUUCACAUUUAGAUGGAGUAGUUGGCUGUUUUGGCUUCCAGAGCCAAUUCACCCUUUAAACAGAACAUGGAAGGUCCUUGGACUAAGGAGUAACUUUAGGAACCUUUAGUCCAUUAUUGGGCUACGUGAGUUCAUACCCCGGCCUAGAGAGCACUGUUUCACAAACUUGGCAUACCACUUGUAGCAGUAAUUUUUCAACUGAGUCAUUACCUGUCACCCAGGCCAAAACCCACCAUUUGGUUUCAACACACUAUUUGUGAAAUGUCAAAGUAUUCCUUCCCUCACACAUCACUGAUUCUCUCUCAUUCCCAGGCACACAUUAAGUUUCCAGUUGACUACCCUUACUGUCCACCUACUUUCCGUUUCCUCACAAAGAUGUGGCACCCCAACAUAUAUGAGGUGAGGUAUACCACAUUGUAUGUUUGUGUAAGUUAAGAACGGACCGUAACCUCACUCCACAGCUAGCUUGAAAUGUCUCGGAUAGAGACAUCCAAUUGGUACCUUUUGGGUGGCUCAACCCGUUGGAACAUUGUCAAGGAGGGCGGUAACGUGUUGCGAAACAGGAUUACUGGUUCGAGCCCAGUAUGGAGCAGUCGGGACAGUGGAGGAAGCUAAGCUAUUAGCAGCACACUGACCCCCGCUACAUUUGUGUGUGUUUUUGUGACUUGGUUUUAUGUGAUUAUAGGAAUUUAUGGCCAGUUGUUGCUAUUGCUGUGGAGUGUAACAUGUUGCUUGUCUACAGAAUGGGGAUGUGUGUAUCUCCAUCCUUCACCCGCCUGUUGACGACCCCCGGAGCGGAGAGCUGCCCUCUGAGAGAUGGAACCCCACCCAGAAUGUCAGGUAAAACACCUGGGCUGCGUUCAGGAUGAAGGAAACCUAGCAAACAUUUACGUGAACGGACAUGGUACUGUUCUGAACGACCUGUUGAGGAACAUUGUAAUGAUGGUGGCUCAGAGGGCGGUUGUGCGGUGUGAUGCUGGACAUCUCUUACCAUUUCAUCAAAUACGCCACUCGUUGCUUCGGGUCACACUCAAAGGUCAGAGGUUUCAUCCACAAAACUAUAGCAGUUAUAUACCUCAGAGUAAAAAAAUGGUGUGCAACGUUUCGGGAGAAUGUGUCUUUCAGUACGUACCAUUGUAAAAUGUUUCAUCAACUGAACGCACUCUUGACUCUCUUGACAUUUGUAUAUGAACAUGUCUGUGUGUUCAGGACCAUCCUACUGAGUGUGAUCUCUCUGCUGAAUGAGCCCAACACCUUCUCCCCGGCCAAUGUCGAUGCCUCUGUUAUGUUCCGCAAGUGGAGAGACAGCAAGGGCAAGGACAAAGAUUACGCUGAGAUCAUCAGGUUCUUAGAAUUCACUUUCUUUUAAACACAAAAUGACAAACAACAACAUGCUCAUUUACACACAUACAACUAAACAUACAAAUUCAGUGCGAUCAAUCACUUAAUUUUUCUAUCUGGAACCUUUCUCUCUUUCACUCUUCUGUCUGUCUCACAUUGUAUAUACUGUCGGUUGUGCUCUCUCCCUCUCGUUAUUUCUCUCUCGCUCUCCAUCUUUCUCAGGAAGCAGAUAGUGUCCACUAAAGUGGAGGCGGAGCGGGACGGCGUGAAGGUGCCUACUACGCUGGCGGAGUACUGCAUCCAGACCAAAGUGCCUUCCCACGACAGCAGCUCGGACCUGCUCUACGAUGACCUCUACGAUGUUGACAUCGAGGAGGAGGAGGACGAUGAUGCAGAGGCAGUGGGCCAGAUGGCAGGAGAGGGUGGCUUCAAUGACGAGGAAGACUCGGGCAACGAAGAGUCAUGA